GCUCGUGUCCCUGUCAUAUUUUCCACUCUCCACGAGGUCCUGCGCGCUUCAAUCCUGCAGGCAGCCCGGUUUGGGGAUGUGGUCCUUGCUGCUCUGCGGGUUGUCCAUCGCCCUUCCACUGUCUGUCACAGCAGAUGGAUGCAAGGACAUUUUUAUGAAAAAUGAGAUACUUUCAGCAAGCCAGCCUUUUGCUUUUAAUUGUACAUUCCCUCCCAUAACAUCUGGGGAAGUCAGUGUAACAUGGUAUAAAAAUUCUAGCAAAAUCCCAGUGUCCAAAAUCAUACAGUCUAGAAUUCACCAGGACGAGACUUGGAUUUUGUUUCUCCCCAUGGAAUGGGGGGACUCAGGAGUCUACCAAUGUGUUAUAAAGGGUAGAGACAGCUGUCAUAGAAUACAUGUAAACCUAACUGUUUUUGAAAAACAUUGGUGUGACACUUCCAUAGGUGGUUUACCAAAUUUAUCAGAUGAGUACAAGCAAAUAUUACAUCUUGGAAAAGAUGAUAGUCUCACAUGUCAUCUGCACUUCCCGAAGAGUUGUGUUUUGGGUCCAAUAAAGUGGUAUAAGGACUGUAACGAGAUUAAAGGGGAGCGGUUCACUGUUUUGGAAACCAGGCUUUUGGUGAGCAAUGUCUCGGCAGAGGACAGAGGGAACUACGCGUGUCAAGCCAUACUGACACACUCAGGGAAGCAGUACGAGGUUUUAAAUGGCAUCACUGUGAGCAUUAAAAGAGCUGGAUAUGGAGGAAGUGUCCCUAAAAUCAUUUAUCCAAAAAAUCAUUCAAUUGAAGUACAGCUUGGUACCACUCUGAUUGUGGACUGCAAUGUAACAGACACCAAGGAUAAUACAAAUCUACGAUGCUGGAGAGUCAAUAACACUUUGGUGGAUGAUUACUAUGAUGAAUCCAAACGAAUCAGAGAAGGGGUGGAAACCCAUGUCUCUUUUCGGGAACAUAAUUUGUACACAGUAAACAUCACCUUCUUGGAAGUGAAAAUGGAAGAUUAUGGCCUUCCUUUCAUGUGCCACGCUGGAGUGUCCACAGCAUACAUUAUAUUACAGCUCCCAGCUCCGGAUUUUCGAGCUUACUUGAUAGGAGGGCUUAUCGCCUUGGUGGCUGUGGCUGUGUCUGUUGUGUACAUAUACAACAUUUUUAAGAUCGACAUUGUUCUUUGGUAUCGAAGUGCCUUCCAUUCUACAGAGACCAUAGUAGAUGGGAAGCUGUAUGACGCCUAUGUCUUAUACCCCAAGCCCCACAAGGAAAGCCAGAGGCAUGCCGUGGAUGCCCUGGUGUUGAAUAUCCUGCCCGAGGUGUUGGAGAGACAAUGUGGAUAUAAGUUGUUUAUAUUCGGCAGAGAUGAAUUCCCUGGACAAGCCGUGGCCAAUGUCAUCGAUGAAAACGUUAAGCUGUGCAGGAGGCUGAUUGUCAUUGUGGUCCCCGAAUCGCUGGGCUUUGGCCUGUUGAAGAACCUGUCAGAAGAACAAAUCGCGGUCUACAGUGCCCUGAUCCAGGACGGGAUGAAGGUUAUUCUCAUUGAGCUGGAGAAAAUCGAGGACUACACAGUCAUGCCAGAGUCAAUUCAGUACAUCAAACAGAAGCAUGGUGCCAUCCGGUGGCAUGGGGACUUCACGGAGCAGUCACAGUGUAUGAAGACCAAGUUUUGGAAGACAGUGAGAUACCACAUGCCGCCCAGAAGGUGUCGGCCGUUUCCUCCGGUCCAGCUGCUGCAGCACACACCUUGCUACCGCACCGCAGGUGAGCGGGUGGGAGGACACGAGGUUUGUCACGCACUGAUGGAGGGUCUAUCAUUGCGUGGUGGCUCACAGCUGGAGGAGGACACGUUUCAUCGGGGCCGUCUGCUCUGAAGCUGGCAGUUGCGUACUAGUGAGAGGAUCUGUUGUGUUUGUUGUCAUUUGUUUGCUUCGAUCAGAGCUGCUUCUUCAGGGAAACACACGGCUUCUGCAGAAGGCCCUCUUUAGCCUAUGGGCUUAUUGACACAUGCCCACUCACUGAGGCCUGGAUGGAUACAGCACUUGGGCCCCUUGAGAACAGGACAUGGAGGGUUUUAGAAAUGGCAGUGGACAUGCCCGGAAGUUUGCCCAUGAUGUGGCACCCAUAGAGUCUGAGAUGGGAGCCUGUGCUGUCGGGGGACCACAGGAGGGCAGUCUAGCACCAGGAGAGGGUUGGCAAGGAUAGCAGUAUUUGUCCACGCCUGUCCAGUGUCUUCAGGGCCCCAUGCUCAGGGGUCAUUUGCUGUGUCUGCGUCUCUCUCACUCUGUCAGUGCAGACAAAGAGCUGCAAACACAGCCUUAGCACUUUGCUUCCAGAAGCAAGUUAAAAGUCACCUAGACCAGUGGGGACCCACGGGAGUGGCCAUGACUGCCUCUUGGUCACCCUUCCAUGUUUGAGAGGCUUUAUCUGUCAAACUAAAGCAAGCAGGAAUUCCUUUUCUCUCUCUUUUAGACACAUGUCAACCAGAAUUCUGAGCAGCCUGUGAGAGACGCAAUUAGCACACAGAUGAUAGAAUUAUAGUCCAAGCAAGGCAAAGUCAGUUUCCAAUGAGCCAAUGUGCCCUUGUCACAGGCCAAUUUAUAACUUAAUGAUUAAAGGUUUUUAAUACUAAAAAUUAGCUGUAAACCCUCAUCACUUUUUUCCAAGACCCUGGCCUGAGGGAAUUAGGCAUAGCUCAACCUUCUGAAGCUGUGGGUUGUUGACACUGAGACUUAGUAAGCAGUCAGUGGGGGCUGGAAGGGAGUCAGCCCUGAGAGCCAGCCGGCAGGGGCGAGAGAGGGAGCCAGAGGGUGUCAGGAGGCCUGUGGUCUUAGGAUGGCAUGGGGAGCAGGGUGGGUUAGGAGGUGCUGUGCCCUCGUUCACAGGCGAUGGGUGGUACCCAGUGUGGGAUGGACUUUCAGGUGCUAAGGAACCCACUCCUGUCUUUGAAGAGUUUAUGUUCCAAGGUGACCUCACAUUACACAUUUGUUUAGCAUCCUAUGGAGGCCUCGACUUGACAUUGGUCCACUCUUUAUUUAACAUUUGCUUUUUAAAAUUUUUAUUUCGGUAAACUAUAUGAACAUAAAAUUCACCAUUUUAACAAUUUUUAAGUGGCAUUAAGUACAUUCACACUGUUGUGCGGCCAUCACCACCAUCCAUUCCAGAAUUGUUUCAUCCUCUCAAGCUGAAAUUCUGUGCCCAUUAAGCUAUGCCUCCCUAUUGCCUUCCCAUUGCCUUCCCAUUGCCUCCCCAUUGCUCUGAGGUAGGACAUAAAAUACAUUUUAAGAAUAACAGCAUUAAAAAAUGGCUACUAUAAUUCAUUACUACUAUUACAUUUUUGAUACUUUUCAAUAAAAAGAAAGUAGUGACACAUGUUGGAAAGAGGGAAGCUUUUUGACUUAUAAAACUCCAGUUAAAGAAUUUACCAACAGUGCUGGUCUCCGGGAAGUCAGAGGUUUCCAGAAAAUACCUUUUCGUCUGACGGGUCAGCUUUCUAUUUUGCUGACAGCCUCGACUGAUGUCCUGUGAGUGUGGUCAUUCAUUUAUAAAUAAUUAAUUGCUAGAGAAUCCAUUUUCUAAAAUUCACAGGCACACCCUUCAGAGAGGACACGUCCCCGUACCUCUCCCACUCUCCCCACACUGUGGCUGCCUCUGGCUGCCUCCAUCCUGCAGAGGGAAAUGGCUGGGAAGGAAGGGGGAAGGGUGCUGAGAUGCCCUCAAAUCUGAAUGGGGUGGGUGUAUUCCCCAAAUCCUCACCAAACCACGAGCCAGUGACCACUCACCCUUUGCGGUCCAGAUCUUACUGCCCCGGGGUUAGUCAAGUGGCCAGAGGUGGUGCCCACUGCCCUCAGGGGGUUUCCUGGCGUGGCCUGGUCUCACAUGCACUCCGCAGAAGGAAGGACGAAGCGUCCUCAGCCAGCCCGCAGCCACCCUGCCCACUCCAGCACUGCAGGCAGCCUUCAGAGACCAGCCCAGAGAAGAGAACGGCAGCGAGUGAGGGGACAGAGUGCGGAACAGAUCAGUAAUGCCCAUUUUCCUCUUGGGUGCAAUAGGAGAAACAGCCUGUUUUAAUUAAACUAGCGAAUCCUCCAUGAGGAAUAACGACUCUCAUGUUGGAGAGAGAAAUCGAGAUGCAAAGAAACUUUUUAAAGUUCUACUAAUUCCUAAUGAAAUAAUAGGGAUGCAAUGCAGCAAGAAUACAAAUAAUUGAAGUAGCCUGGCAUCACCGCUGACAUGUAGGCAGGUUGGCAGGUAACAGCUCCGCUCAUGGUCUCAAGUCCAAAUUUGUAUAAGAAAGGAGGUUUAAGAGUUCAACGGCUAAGGGACAAAAAGGUAGUUUAUGGGAACGCUGAAGGCCACCCUCAAUUCUCUCCCGUUUCUCCAGCUGGGCUUGGCGCAAAUAUGAGGUCAAUGGGGUCCUAUCCCUAGCCCUUGGGGGUGGGCUCCAGAAUUCUACUCCAAGCAAAGUGAAGUCAGUUUCCAAGGAGCCAGUGUGCCUUCAUCACAGGCCAAUUUAUAAUUUAAUGAUUCACAAAGUUUUUUAAUACUAUGAAUUAGCUGUAAACCCUCAUCACUCCUUUCCAAGACCCUGGCUUGAGGGAAUUAGAGACCCCCCUGGGAAUCCCCAGGGACUGACCUGGAGGUAGGGCUGCGAGCGGAGAUUGGACCAGAGAGGUGAAAUACAGGUGCUGAGUCGCUGGGUUACCUUUACAUUCACCUUCCCAUAAUGACUGAGUCAGCCACAAAACCCACUACCUUUGGUAUCUCCCCUCAAAUACCCUGAGUCGGCUCAUGAGAGAGGCCCUGGGAAAGACCCAGUCACAUUAAAUAAAGGGACCGGGAAGGUGUGGUCUUUCCCCGGAGGACCAAGCAAGAUGAAGAUAUACAUGUGAAAAGUGCUUGGCAAACCGUGGGAUGCCAUGAGGAGCUGGCCUGCCAAAAUAUGGAAUGUGCUCAGGGAGCCUCAGUCCCCAGGGCCCCCCACACCCAUCAGCACCCCAUAGUGACGCAGACCACUUCCUGCCACGUCAUGGUUGGUUGACCUUUCCUCGGCACUUGGUCCUGUUUUUUAUUUAUAAACUUCCCUCUAACACAUGCUUGUUUGGUAUUGAUCUGGGGCUGUGUAAAGUGGAAAAUUCCUUCCUGGUUUCCUUGAAGAACAGAGGCUGUUCCAGAUGAGGUCUGGAGUGAGCUACAGAGGGUGAUGCUGGCUUUAGGAGUGGUGGCUGCUGGGUCUGAAUGUUAGAGGCCACACAUCUCCAGUAGUAAUAUUAUUCUGGGAGAUGGGAACUCUGUGUGUGGAUGUCCCCUCCCAUACACCCAGGAACUUCUGAGAAAUGCUGCUGUUCACUAAUACAAUUCCACCCUCAUCUCCCAGGCUGUCCCUGGAGAGGAGCUCUCCACUUGAGAAGGACCUCAGAGCCCUGGCUCUUGUCAUCCAAAUUCACCUUUCCUCUGGGGCUCUUAUAGGAAAGGUGAGAGUUGACACUGCUCACCUGUGAUCCUCUGGCAUAACCACCUUGCAAAGAUAACCCAAGAGAAAUGGAAGCCUCAGGGAUAUACCACCAGAUGAACUGACGGCAAGGUGGAGGUUUUCGCAUUCCCAUGGCAGGUUUCCUUAUCAGCCCCCAUCUCCCACCACAUCAGAAAAGGAGUAAAUAGAUCUUUCCUGAUUUCAGGCCCAGAACUAGGCUCAAGAAGAAAGAAGUGUACUCUCACGACUGGCUAAGACUUGCUGGACUGACACCUAUGGCUGGAAGAUGACUUGUUUUGCUCCAUGUCUCCUCAUUCCUACACCUAUUUUCUGCUGCAGGAUGAGGCUAGGGUUAGCAUUCUAGACACCCAGUUGAGCUCAGGCGUAGAGAAGAGGAGGAUGGGAUAAGAACUGGGGCCAUCCCCAUGUCAUGGUGGGUGAGAGCUGGGGCCAUCCCCGUGGUCAUGGAGGGUGAGAGCUGGGGGUUAUCCCCAUGGUCAUGGAGGGUGAGGGCUGGUCGGGGGAGGCAUCCCCAAGUCAUGGUGGGUGAGAGCUCGGAGCAUCCCCAUGUCAUGGUGGGUGAGAUCUGGGGGUAUCCCUGUGUCAUGGUGGGUGAGGGCGGGUGGUCAUCCACAUGGUCAUAGUGGGUGAGAGCUGGGGGUAUCCCUACAUCAUGGUGGGUGAGAGCUGGGAGCAUCCCCAUGUCAUGGUGGGCGAGAUCUGGGGGGUAUCCCCACGUCAUGGUGGAUGAGAGCUGGGGGAAUCACCAUGUCAUGGUGGGUGAGAUCUUGGGGGAUCACCUGUCAUGGUGGGUGAGAGCUGGGGGGAUCACCUGUCAUGGUGGGUGAGAGUUGGGAUUCAUCCCCAUGUCAUGGUGGGCUGAGCCCACAUGGAAGCCUGUGCUUGGACAGCGUAUGCCCUUUUCUCUGUUUUUCCACAAUGAACAAUUAAACUGUAAAUGUUAAAAAUAUCAGUAAUUUGUGAAAUAAAUUUUAUUCUCAUUUGAGCAACAUAAA
Molecule: messenger RNA, 6476 nt
Organism: Homo sapiens (human)
Lineage: Eukaryota; Metazoa; Chordata; Mammalia; Primates; Hominidae
Gene: IL36R
Product: interleukin 36 receptor
Exons: 11
Coding region: 77-1861 (594 amino acids)
Biological process (GO): cytokine-mediated signaling pathway; defense response; signal transduction
Cellular component (GO): membrane
Molecular function (GO): interleukin-1 receptor activity; NAD+ nucleosidase activity, cyclic ADP-ribose generating; interleukin-1, type I, activating receptor activity
Source: RefSeq, a predicted model, not a curated record